Molecule: messenger RNA, 987 nt
Organism: Dovyalis caffra
Lineage: Eukaryota; Viridiplantae; Streptophyta; Magnoliopsida; Malpighiales; Salicaceae
Source: the annotation of a GenBank genome assembly
AUGGCCACCGAUACCCUCGUCCUUCGCGGCACCAUGAGAGCCCACACUGACCAGGUUACAGCAAUAGCUACACCUAUCGACAACACUGACAUGAUUGUCAGCUCAUCCCGUGACAAAUCCAUCAUUCUUUGGCACUUGACCAAAGACGAAAAAACCUAUGGUGUCCCUCGCCGUCGUUUGACCGGGCACUCGCACUUUGUCCAAGACGUCGUCCUCUCCUCUGAUGGUCAGUUCGCUUUGUCCGGUUCCUGGGACGGCGAGCUCCGUCUCUGGGACUUGGCUGCUGGCGUUUCUGCUCGCCGAUUUGUCGGUCACACCAAAGAUGUGUUGUCUGUUGCUUUCUCUAUUGAUAACAGACAGAUCGUUUCUGCUUCAAGGGAUAAGACAAUCAAGCUGUGGAACACUCUUGGUGAAUGCAAGUAUACCAUUCAAGAGGCUGAAUCUCAUACCGAUUGGGUUUCUUGUGUCCGUUUUAGCCCAAAUACAUUGCAGCCCACGAUUGUUUCUGCCUCGUGGGACAAGACAGUGAAGGUUUGGAAUUUGACUAACUGUAAGUUGAGGUCUACCCUUGCAGGACAUGGUGGGUAUGUGAACACUGUGGCUGUUUCGCCAGAUGGGUCAUUGUGUGCAAGCGGUGGGAAAGAUGGGGUGAUUUUGUUGUGGGAUUUGGCUGAAGGAAAGAGGCUUUACAGUUUGGAUGCAGGUGCAGUUAUUAAUGCCUUGUGCUUUAGCCCUAAUAGGUACUGGCUGUGUGCGGCCACCGAGAAUAGCAUUAAGAUUUGGGAUCUGGAGAGUAAGAUGGUUGUUGAUGAUUUGAAGGUUGAUCUCAAAGCUGAAGCUGAGAAAUCUGAGGGUACUACAGCUACUGCUGUAAGUACCAAGAAGAAGAUCUACUGCACAAGCUUGAACUGGAGUGCCGAUGGAAGCACCUUGUUCAGUGGUUAUACCGAUGGUGUUAUCAGAGUCUGGGGAGUUGGUCGCUAUUAG